Notodromas monacha is the source of this 2639-nucleotide messenger RNA. NCBI's taxonomy places the organism in Eukaryota, Metazoa, Arthropoda, Ostracoda, Podocopida, Cyprididae. The record is from the annotation of a GenBank genome assembly.
GUUAUUGCUGAAAUUGCGCAGGAAGUCAGUCUCCUCAAAUGGGGAGCCAGCUGACGUUGUUGGCAUCUUUGCUGGCAAUCAGUGCUUUCGUGGAUCAUCGGCAAAACUGCUUGGCGAUCCCGACUGGCGAGACUACUUCCAUCCCCGCCGCCGCCGCCACCACCAGCACCAGCAGCGCCGCCGCCGCGGCGUCCCUGUCGAGCAGCAAUUCCAGCCUCCAGGUGCAGCUGGUGCAGCCAUCAGAAGGAAAUUCAACAGCUGCAGCAGCCCUGAUUCCAGCAGCAGGCAACAACAACAGCGAUGCUUCGCAAACAGCAACAAAAACGAGUUUGUCGAAAAAUGACACGUCUUCGCGUUCAGAGAACGGGUCAACGAAGGCCAUUAGCGUCGCUGACACGUCAACGACGGCGAAGCCGCGCAGAAAACGCCAGAGUUUGCAAGUAGAUGUCGCUGACAUGAUGAAAACGGCGUUCGUCGAUCCAGCGCUGCAUCUUGACGAUUUCGCCGGAAUUUCGAACGAUUUGCGGCUGAUGAAAAAGAUGGUUUCUCCUCUGGAAGAAGAUGAGAAUCAAGUUGAGAAUGAUAGGUUGUCAAGAAAGAGAAGAAGGGCUCAAAUGCUCAGUGACUCGGACUUUUCGGACAGCUCCCCAGCUGAGGACACGGACGUGGCCAGGGCCCUGAUGACCAGCUUCGACUUUGACGACGUGGACCGUGGCCUGGAACUCAGCCACUUGAAGCGUCGCAAACGCGGCUCGUCCGCCGAAUUCCGCAAAAAGAAGAAAAAGAAGGCGCCGAAGGCCCCGCAAAAACACAAGAAAAUCAAAAAGCGAGAAGACGGAACUUCCUCGACGACGAGCACAACAACAACAACAACAACAACAACUGCAAGUUCAUCUACAACAACACCCCAGGGGUCGAGCAAAGGAUCCACGUCAACUGUCUCAUCUAGCAGCAGUAGCAGCAGCAGCAGUGGAACGACCUCUGGGUCCACCACGAGUCACAGUAAAGCGGGUGUGACACCUAGUGGCAAAGUGAAACCUCGCCGCAAGAGGGAGACACGUGCUCCACGAGCAGCGCAAACCACCAAGUCUGAGUCCAGCAGUGAAGAGGAAGGUUCUGGAAGGGCAGUGUCAGGACACUACUACUCGGUUGUGUCAGAGGCCGUCACUAAGAGGACUCAGGUUGUUGUUGUUGUGCUUUCCUCCCGCCCCCUAUGCCCGCGUCUCUCCGGCUGCCCUGCUGAUGCCUCGCGGCCCGCCCACCAGGUGUCGCACAGCAGCAGCAGCAAACCCGGUCGUGUUGGAGCAGCUCCCAAUGAGACAGAGAUCACUUUCAGCAAGCGGUAUUGGGAGCGUUUGCGCAGACAGGAGCAAGAGGAGCAGGAACUGCUUCGAAAGGAGAUGGAGGAGGAGAAGCGGAUGGAGGAGCAACGGAGACGGAUAGAAGAGGCCUGGAAGCGACAGCUGGAGGCGGAGAAGAAACGUAGGAGGGAUUUGAUUGCGGAGCGGGAGCGCAGAGAGCGCGAGCGGCGGGAGCAAGAACGAAGAGAAGAGGACGAAUACCGGCAACGCGAGCGCCAGCGGAUCCUCGAGGAAAAGCGGCGCGAGAUGGAAGAAAAGCGGCGGCUGGAAAAGGAGCUGGAGGAGCGCAAGGAGCGCGAGGAGCGGAUCCGGCGCGAGCGAAUCGAGCGCGAGCGUCGCAUCGACGAGGAACGUCGUCGACAGGAAGACGAAAAGCGGGAACGAGAUCGCGUCGAGAAGGAGCGCGAGCAGCGUUUGCGCGAAGAGCGGAUCCGGCGCGAGAAAAAGAUGCGCGAGGCCAAACGCCUCAAGUAUCUGGAAAAACGGCGUCGGGAACGCGCCCAAAAGCUGUUGGAAGAACGUCGGAAACUCGACGAGAUGCAAGUCAAGCUCAAGGAGAAGUUGUUGCAGGAGAAGCUCAAGAUGCACGAGAAGGAAGUGCGGUACAAGCAAAUGGAGAAGAAGCACAUUGAGGAGCUCAUGAGUCACGGCAGUGACGUGCCGGACGUGUCGAUGGAGUCGCAGGAAGUGGAGAAGGAGAUGGAGCAGCCGCCGCCGUCGGGAUCACCGCCUUCGUCGCCGCCAUCCAGCAACCGCCCUCAUCAUCAUCAUCAGCAGCAGCAGCAGCCGCCAGCAGCAGCAGCAGCAUCACCACACCCCGCAGGUAAUCGGGCUUCGGGAUCAUCGUCAUCUACAGCCAGGCCCGGCCAGGGCGGCGGCCCUAAGGCGGCGCCCAUGAACAACCAGCACCACGCCCGGCCGCCGCCAACACCGCCUCACAUCACCAGCAGCAGCAGCAGCAGUCAUCACAACAAGAACUCGGAGGAUGACGAGGACGAAGACGAGUCCGGCGGUGUUGACGACGAGCCGAAGAAAGCGAAGUCGGACUAUUUUUGCAAAAUGCUGUGGCACCUCAGAGAGAUCGCGUGGCUGAUAGCGAAUGACGUUGAAGACGGAAGUCCUGGGAUUUUGCUGCUGAUGUGAGCUGAUUUUGGCGGAAUUGGGGAUUUUCUUCUUCAGCGAGAGAACGAAAGAGUCCUGGCUACUGGAAGAGGAUUUGGAAAAUAAAAAUUGCUGGAUUUCAGGAGGAAAAUACAGUGCUAUUUAUUUUCAACUGUU